Molecule: messenger RNA, 534 nt
Organism: Aspergillus saccharolyticus JOP 1030-1
Lineage: Eukaryota; Fungi; Ascomycota; Eurotiomycetes; Eurotiales; Aspergillaceae
Product: Zn(II)2Cys6 transcription factor domain-containing protein
Exons: 3
Coding region: 80-502 (140 amino acids)
Biological process (GO): regulation of DNA-templated transcription
Molecular function (GO): zinc ion binding; DNA-binding transcription factor activity, RNA polymerase II-specific
Source: RefSeq, a predicted model, not a curated record
GAUUAUUCACCUUUUAUUGUUGAUAAUUUGUUUUAUCGUGGGCACAUAGGUCACUUCUACCAGAUGUCAUCAGAGAAAAAUGGCUAAGACCCCAGCAUUUCGGCCUAUACUCCCUGCUGCUACACCGCUAUCUCAAAUCCCGAGUGCAGAGCGUUCUGGUUCUAUAAAAACUCAUCGAUCCUCAGCCUGUCUAAAGUGUCGCGAGAAACGUGUUAAGUGCGUCGGCUCAUCACCCUGUCAAACCUGCACUGGGUUGGGAUCAGCCUGCAUCUUUGAACCGUUCAAAGAUAGACGUAGGAAAUCAGCUCUCAUCAAUGCAGAGCAAUCUACUCAGAGAUACCAGGAACUAUUGAAGCAGCUGAUUGGCACUUUGAUGUUUGGUGAUGAUGAACAAAUCUCUGCAUUGAAGGAAUUCGUUAGAUACCAUGCUUCUGUGGAGAGUUGCUUGGAACUCUGGGGUUCAAAGUACCAGCCAAGCUUAUCUCCCUCGGAAACAAGGUAGUGGAGAAGAUUGGGAUUCAAUGUAUCAAAGAC